AAGACUUCCCAUUAUGCAGCCUGCAGCGCCAUGACAACGAGAUGUUUAUGUCAGACCUUUGUGCAUUUCUGUCACUGACACCAGUGUGUCGUUUUAAAUAUUAUUUAACAUAAUAAUAGAAUUUAAAUAUAAUAAUAUGUCCAUUUGCUGUUAUUUAUUUAUAUAACUCUUCCACCAUUUAAAGAAAUUAGCUAGCAAUUUAGCUGGCUGGCUUGAAAUUAGCUUGUUAGCUGCCUAGCUUAGCUUUGCCUAGCUGUUUGCGUGUUAUCCCAUAGUUUGUGAAAAUGUUAAAAGUUAAAAAUUUAAAAGUGAAAAUUCUUUUAAUUGGACCAAGUGAGUGUGGGAAGACAGUUUUGGCAAAUUUUCUCUCUGACACAGUGGAGACAAUCGGAGGUGAUUACAGCCCCACACAGGGAGUCAGGAUACUGGAGUUUGAGUCUCAUCAUUUGGGAAGUGGAACCAAAGACAGUGCUUGUGAAGUGGAGCUGUGGGAUUGUGCUGGAGAUUUCAGGUUCGAAGCAUGCUGGCCAGCUUUCCUGAAAGACUCCAAUGGAGUGGUCAUUGUAUUUAACCCUGAUAUUCCAAGUCACCUCAAGGAAGUAGAGACCUGGCACUCGACAUUCAUCUCCUCUCAAAGCCUACAGGCAGGACAGUGUCUGCUCAUAGCACACCACAAGCCUGGGAGUGGAGCAGAUACGUCCCGCCCUCAGUUAGCCCCUCAACUGAACAAGCUGCCUCUCUUUCAUUCCAACCUAGAGGAAGACCCUGAAGGGGUGCGUCAGGAGUUCCGCACAUAUCUAGGAAACGUUGUGCAGAGCUUGUCGGAAAGUCGGGAGCGUGAGGAGAUGUCCAUUAUAGCAUAACCAUAAUUUUUUAUAUUCAUAUGAAUUAGGACUGAUAAAAUAAAUAGGAAUUAGUUUCAUUCUGAUCUACUGCAUCUGUAGUGUUUGUAUGAUUACCACAGGCAAAAAUUUCUGAUGUUUCCAUAUACACUUCUGGACAAAAAAAAUGGGCCAAGCCCAAAAUGGCAAAAUGUUAACCUUUUAAUGGUCUUAACAACAAACUACUGGUCAGGAAAUUAGCAGGGAUUAAACAAAUACAGUAGAUCUCUCCCUACUCUAUCAGUCCUGGUUCCAUUUAUGAGCUUGUUAUCAGGCCCUUGAUGAGCUGCAUCAGAUAACCAAAUAAUGACUAAACUUCUAAGGAAAAAAAACAUCCUAGAAGAUAUUUUUGGAAAAGAUUUUGUACACCCAGACACGUUAUUAUUUUAUACAUCAAACAUUCGAAUCAUUAUCAUAAUUUUAUCUUUGGUACUAGAAGGCUAUGUAAGUGAAUUCCCCUGUUUCUAGUUUUCCCCCCAAACAGUUCACUGCAGCAAAAGUGAACAGGCAAACGGUGGCAGGAGCUCUCAGGAGUGCAACUGUUUAAUUCUUGCUAAUUUUCUGACCAGUGAUUUGUUGUCAAGACCAUUACGCUUUUAAGCUUUAAGCCAUUAAGCUUAAUAUUUUGCCAUUUUGGGCAUGGCCCAUUUUUUUUCUUCUUUUUUUGCCCAUUUUCUGUAGUGAGAAAUGAACAGAAAACAAACUGGAAUGUAAUGGAAGUCUUAAGGGCAGUUGUUUGACUCCAUAGAUAAACAUUUAAAAUAUGUGAAUAUAUGACACUCAUUCAUAACUACAGCCAUUACAAAGGCCUUAGGAUGAGAUAGAUUUGUGAGAAACACCAAGGCUGUUUUUAUGGGAUUUUAUCUGACUUUCCACGGCUGGAGUAGUACAGUAAAAAGUAAAUCCAGUUACUCACACUUUCCCAAAGGUGUUGUGGUAUCCCUGCACUAUCAGACUCUCUGAUACAUACCACUCUCUCUGAAAAAGCAGUCUUAUCUCUGAAAGAACAAAUUAUACAUUUGCAGGCUGUAAAAUUUAUUAGUGUUCUACUAAAUUAUGCGUUUUGCAUAAAUGUUUCCCGAAAUUCAACGACUUCUGAUGUGAGUUUUAAGGAGUAAAUGUGUCUUCUGCUCUUUCUCUCAGUACAGGUAAUGAAUUUGAAAUUCUGUUAAGUGGUAAUGACACAUACAGAUGCAGCAGAGACAGAUUAAGUUGCAAUACGCUGGAGAAUUCCUUUAAGAUCAUUUAUAUAUAUAUAUAUAUUAAUUAAUGUCUGUCCAAUAAUCAGUUAUUCUACAGCACUGGUCUCAUGCUAUAUUAACAGUUUUUUUUUUUUUUUUACUGUAUAUAAGG
Pangasianodon hypophthalmus (striped catfish) is the source of this 2234-nucleotide messenger RNA. It is a transcript of the gene ift22, whose product is annotated as intraflagellar transport 22 homolog (Chlamydomonas). The transcript is spliced from 5 exons. Gene Ontology annotation, molecular function: GTPase activity. The coding region runs from base 285 to 863 and encodes 192 amino acids. NCBI's taxonomy places the organism in Eukaryota, Metazoa, Chordata, Actinopteri, Siluriformes, Pangasiidae. The record is from RefSeq and is a predicted model, not a curated record. Gene Ontology annotation, biological process: intracellular protein transport. Gene Ontology annotation, cellular component: endomembrane system.